AUGAAUACUCAAAGUAUUAGUGAAAGUAUAAGUGAAAAAAAUAAAGAAAUCAAAAUUAUUGAUAAGUUUAAGUAUCGUUUUCACAAAAUGUUGGCCAAUGAUGUCGAGCGUUGGAGUUGCACAAAUAAGAAAUGCAAAUGUUAUUUUAAAAGAAGUGGAUCACUGUUAUUAGUAAAUGAAAGUAAACUAACUGAUCAUCGUCAUGAACCGGAUUCCUCUGAAUUAUUAAAGAGACAAAGUAUUCGAAACAAUUUGAAACGAAAAGCAACAGAAGAUAUCACUUUAAGGCCGGCAACAUUGAUACAUAGUCAAAUAAAUAGAGACGGAAUCGAUGAUUUGACAACUGAUGAUAUUUCAUGUAUACGCAGAGGAAUUUAUAUGGCCAGAAGAAAGAUAUUACCAACUCUACCAAAAAAUAUAAAACAAGUACAUGAAACAAUCGAAUUGUUAAACAUAAAAACUAUUCAAGGUGAACCAUUUGUACUAAUUAAUGAUAGAAUAAAUAAUAUCAUCAUGUUUUCGUGUACUAGUAACUUACAAUCAUUAAACUUAGUAAAAGAAAUAUCCGUAGACGGUACAUUCCGUUGUAGUACAAAAUAUUACUUACAGUUAUUUACUAUUCAUGGUAUGUUGAAUGACUAUUAUAUUCCUCUUGCUUUUUUUUUACUUAACAGUAAAGAAUGUAACGCUUAUGAAAAUGCAUUUAGAGGCUUAAUUAACGAAUGUUCCAAAAUUGAUUUAAAUUUUAAUCCUGAAGUAAUUCACGUUGAUUUUGAAUCUUCUAUUCAUAAAGCAGCUAAUAUAGUUUGGCCAUUAAUAAAAAUACAAGGAUGUCAUUUUCAUUUGGGCCAAUCAUGGUGGCGUAAGAUCCAAGAACUUGGGUUGACCUCAGAGUACAAUAAUUCAUCCAGUGAAGUAGGAUCAUUUUUAAAAUAUAUUUUCUGUUUACGCCCGAGAAUUUGA
Acyrthosiphon pisum (pea aphid) is the source of this 963-nucleotide messenger RNA. RefSeq lists its product as uncharacterized. The record is from RefSeq and is a predicted model, not a curated record. NCBI's taxonomy places the organism in Eukaryota, Metazoa, Arthropoda, Insecta, Hemiptera, Aphididae. The transcript is spliced from 2 exons. Bases 1 to 963 code for a protein of 320 amino acids.